Bombina bombina (fire-bellied toad) is the source of this 8731-nucleotide messenger RNA. RefSeq names its product collagen alpha-1(XV) chain. Bases 324 to 4094 code for a protein of 1256 amino acids. The record is from RefSeq and is a predicted model, not a curated record. The transcript has 42 exons. Lineage: Eukaryota; Metazoa; Chordata; Amphibia; Anura; Bombinatoridae.
GGUGUUAAGAAGUAGGUUAUGAUGUCUGGGCAUAAGGUGGGAGGAAAGGCUGAUCUGUGCUAAUAAGAUGAGGAGCGGGAUAUGUAACUUUAGGCGGUGGUCUAAGAAGAGACUGUAAGGAAUCAGAUUUCAGUGCUGGGAGUCCUGAUUUCAGUGAGUCACUAAGGAACCUCAGAGCUGCCUUUGUUUCACUCUGCUCUGGAAAGCAGAGAGAAAGCUGCACACUUUAACUUUUUUUUAAUAUUUAUUGUGCUUGUUCAUCCUAUUGUUUUAUUUUCAUGGUUUCCCUCUGAAGAUUUAUUUUUCCUUGACCCUCUUCAAAGAUGGAUUCUAGGCAUUUGCAGAAACCCUGGAGACAAUUAUACUUUACAUUGUUUGGCUUGAUCUUUCCAUUCAUUGUUGGUGCUCAGUUCUUAGAAGAACGAGGCACUAAAGGACAUCUCGACCUUACAGAACUAAUUGGAGUCCCGCUUCCACCAUCCGUCUCCUUUAUCACUGGAUAUGAAGGGUUUCCAGCUUACAGUUUUGGACCAGAAUCAAAUAUUGGCCGUCUUACAAGAUCAUUUAUACCCCAACCUUUUUUCAGAGAAUUCGCAGUUAUUGCUACAGUGAAACCUAACAGCAAUCACGGUGGAGUAUUAUUUGCCAUAACUGAUGCAUUUCAAAAAAUUAUCUACUUGGGUCUUAGAUUAUCAUCUGUGGAAGAUGGUACACAAAGGAUUAUCAUGUACUACACAGAGCCAGGUUCUCAGAUUUCCAGAGAGGCAGCUUCUUUUAAAGUACCAGUUAUGACAAACAAGUGGAAUCGUUUUACAAUGACUGUUAUAGGGAAUGAAAUAGUGUUGUACAUGGACUGUGAAGAAUAUCACAGGGUUCCAUUCCAAAGAUCAGCAGAAGGUUUGACGUUUGAACCCAGUUCUGGUAUUUUUGUUGGAAAUGCUGGAGCAACUGGUUUGGAGAAGUUCACUGGUUCCAUUCAACAAUUAACACUGAAACCAAAUCCACGGGCUGCUGAAGACCAGUGUGAAGAUGAUGACCCAUAUGCUUCUGGAGAGGGCAGUGGAGAAGAUAAUAUAAGAGAACAACAUGGAAUAUCUGAAAAUAUCCCAGUGACUCAACCUCCUCCCAAAUCUAUAACAGGACCUGUCAAGGCACCUCCUACAGUUUCCAGUCAUGUAGAAGAGAUUGAUUACUCAGGAUAUUCCCAGGCUACAGAGAAAACCAGCCCAGAUAACAUUACAGGACAACCUCAAGGAUCUCUUGAUAUAGUGAAGACCAGUGAGGAAAUAGAUGCAUCAACAACUUCAGACCAGCACAGUUUGAAAGUUGAAGCUGGCUCGGGAGCUGACAAUUUGCCAAAUGAAGAAAGGCAGAAAAUGGGACCUAAAGGUGAAAAAGGUGAGCCUGGUGUAGCAGGGCCUCCUGGAAAGCCGUGGUCGCAGGAUCAUGAGGGGCCAGUUGGCCCUCCUGGACCCCCUGGAAAAGAUGGAAGGAAGGGUGAUCCUGGUGUUCCUGGAAAAGACGGGUUGCCGGGUGAAAGAGGUGUUCCAGGUCUGCAAGGAAGAUCAGGUGCUACGGGAGAAAAGGGGGAUCCUGGUUUAGGACUUAUUGGAAUUCCUGGCCUUCCAGGACCACCUGGACCACCCGGACCACCAGGCCCAGUUUCUCCAUCAAAAGAAAUUAGCGGAGAUGAUAUGGAAGGCUCUGGCAGCGGGGGAGGAUCUGGGCAAAAAUGUCUACCAGGACCUCCUGGUCCCAUGGGUAAACCAGGACUGCCAGGAAAACCAGGACUGCCAGGUUCUGAUUCAAACAUGGAGGGGCCCCCAGGGAAGGACGGAAAAGACGGGGAAGCUGGGAUGCCUGGACCCCCGGGUUUACCAGGCAAACCUGGUUCAGACGGACUUACUGGCACUGCUGGAGAGAAAGGUACAAAAGGAUCACAAGGUAUACAAGGCCCAGAAGGUCCAAAGGGUGAUGUUGGACCACAAGGACCUCAAGGGCCCUCAGGUGCUGAUGGCAACCAAGGAGUAGGAGGAAGUCCUGGACCAAGGGGUCCCCCGGGACCACCAGGACCGCCAGGACCAGGCUUUGGGUUUGGAUUUGAGGACAUGGAAGGAUCUGGAGAUUUACAUAUGACAAAACAAGCAGGAACUAUGACUGCACGCGGCCUAAAAGGUGAAAAAGGAGAUAACGGUCUUCCAGGAGCGCAUGGUGAAAAGGGUGAAAAAGGUGAUCCAGGAAUAGAUGGAAAAGACGGAUCUCCGGGGUUACCAGGCAACAUGGGGAAGAAAGGUGAAAAAGGGGAUAUAGGAGCCAAGGGAGAGAGGGGACAAGAUGGUGUCAGCAUUAUUGGACCUCCUGGACCACCCGGACCUGUUAUAACACUAAGGGAUCUGCUGCUCAACGACACAGAAGGACUGCUGAACAUUUCCGACUCUCAGCUGCUAUCCGACUUCCUUGGAAAUGAUGGACUUCUGGGGCCUCCUGGACCAAAAGGAUCAAUGGGGAAUAUAGGUUUGCCAGGUUCAUCUGGACCAAAGGGUGAAAAAGGGGAGCCAGGUGCAAUUAUUGCUGCUGAUGGUUCACCACUUUCACAAGGACAAAAGGGUGAACCUGGGAUGCUGGGACCACCUGGACAAAUGGGUCCAAUGGGAAAAUCUGGAAUGAAAGGAGAAUUUGGCUUUCCUGGACGCCCUGGAAGACCAGGAUUAAAUGGAUUAAGGGGACAAAAAGGUGAAUCUGGAGCAUCAGCGAUUGGCCCUCGUGGACUUCCAGGACCACCUGGACCUCCAGGUCUCCCUGGACCUGUUUUGAAUAUAAAAGGAACUAUUUUUCCAGUUCCUACCAGACCAAACUGCAAAAUUCCUGUAGAAACUCCUGAAGGUGUUGUCAGUAUGUGUGGCAUCAAAGGAGAAAAAGGUUCUUAUGGACUUCCAGGGACAAAAGGUGAAAGAGGAGAAAUGGGCCCGGCAGGACCACCAGGUUUACCAUUUGCUCCCCACUACAUAAACCAACACCUUGCAGGCAUGAAGGGUGAAAAAGGGGAAAAAGGAGAUUUGAGCAAUGGGUAUUUUCUACAAGGACCGCAAGGGCCGCCUGGACCACCCGGAGAUAUGGGACUAAAAGGUGAUUCUGUUGUUGGUCCAAGAGGUCCUCCAGGAGUGCCCGGGCUUCCAGGAUCACCUGGCUAUGGCAUUAUGGGACAGCCUGGUCCUCCGGGACCCCCUGGUCCUCCGGGACCCCCAUCUAUAUUUGGAUCAGCAGUUGCAAUUCCAGGACCCCCUGGACCACCAGGACAGCCAGGAAUGCCGGGAUCAAGAAACUUGGCAACAUUAACGAAAAACGUUGAAGAUAUGUUGCAGAAGACACACUUGGUACCAGAAGGAACCCUUAUGUACUUAAGUGAGAGCAGCGAGGUUUAUGUCCGUGUUCGAGGAGGAUGGAGAAAAGUUCAGCUCGGUGACUUGAUCUCUCUUCCUGCUGAUAGCCCUCCACCACCAGCAAUUUCUGGACAUGGAUACCAUCCCUUCCCUCCACUUAAUCCUGGCAUAAAUCCAGAUUAUGGACGACCUAAUCUUCAUCUUGUGGCUUUAAAUUCUCCCUUCACUGGUGAUGUUCGAGCUGAUUUACAAUGCUUCCAGCAAGCCCAAGCCGUCGGUCUCACAUCCACGUAUCGAGCCUUCCUAUCUACUCAUCUACAAGAUCUGCAAAGCGUUGUGAGAAAAGUAGACAGAUAUAACCUCCCUAUUGUGAACCUAAAGGGUGAAGUUCUUUUCAAUAACUGGGAGUCUAUAUUUUCUGGCAAUGGGGGACAAUAUAAUGCUCAGAUUCCAAUUUACUCAUUUGAUGGCAGAAAUGUAAUGACUGACUCUACCUGGCCCCAAAAGAUACUCUGGCAUGGUUCAGGCGUGAAUGGCAUUCGAUUGGUUGACAAUUACUGCGAGGCUUGGAGAACAUCUGACAUGGCAGUCAGUGGGCAGGCGGCAUCUUUACGCAGCGGGAAACUACUGGAUCAGAAAACGUACAGCUGUUCAAACAAGUUUAUUAUAUUGUGCAUCGAAAAUAGUUUUAUGCCCGACAUAAGGAACAAAUAAUUGGUUCCUUUUAGCAAAACAGAAAUAACAUUUAAAUUAAGAAGACACUGAAAUUCAUCAUGUAUAUAUUGAACUUUUAACAGAUUGCACAAUUUUAAAGCCAAAGAAAACAUACCUCACGGAACACUUAAUAAAAUUGUGGUGGAACAUAUAUUCCAGUCUGUACUAUGGUGCUAUGAUAGAGGAAGAAUGUUCUAUUAACAUACCUGGUAAUUGUUUAGACAUGGGCUGGAUGGCAAACUUUAUAUAGCCCAAUACACUGCAAUUUAUUUUCUAUGUAUUUCUAUGGUUUUUUUUGAGGGUAAAGUUUUCUUCCAGUAACUGAAUGUAAAAUGUUUAACAUUCCUUUUAACAAUUGUAUCUGCAUAUGUUAUAUUGUAUGUUUUUACGACAGCCAUGGAUUUCAGAAUGGAUUUGUGCUUGGUCCAAGAUUUCAUAAAUGAGUAUAGAGAUAUUCUCAGUUGAUCAAGUCUACCCAAAUAUUGUGAGAAACUAAAUAUAUUUAAAUCGCUCAUUAUCAGGACUAAAAAUGUAUCCGAAGUUCUGCAACCAACAUACAUAAUAGCAGGAACAUAGAAUAUAAGAUUUGUUCUUGUACCAGAAUAUCUUAAAGAGCCAGAUGAUACUGGGCGGAGUUUUUAUUUAUUGUAAUAUAUUUACUUCAAUGUUACAGACUCAUCAGGCUGUUAUGUAGCUGUACUAUCAUCAUAUGCAAUAUUCAUAACCAGGGAUCAUCUCAGUCAAGCGGUGGUUGUCUUCUCGGGUGCCAUACAGAAAGGACUGGCGCUUUGUUAGGCUGACCAUAUUGCCGCUUUAAGAAGGAACACAUAUGAAAAAUACAUAUGUGAGGGUUCUUAUACAAAACCAUUUCUUUAAACAGCCCUGACAUAUGUAUUUUUCAUAUGUGUCCCUUCUUAAAGCGGCAAUAUGGUCAGCCUACGCUUUGUGUGUGUAACCAGAGGUGAAAUCUAUUUUCACACCUCACUUUGGUGUGGCUGUACUUUGUGUGUACUUCAGGGGUCAACAAAUUUAUUUGAAAAUUUGGGGGUCAGAAAGAAUACUGAGGAGACGGGAAAAGAUGUUUGAUAUAUGAAGAAUAAUAAAAAAGUUAGGAAGCAAAAGUCAAGUUUUAAAAGCUGCAGUUCCCAAGUGUUUGUUGAGGCUUUGUGUAUUCAGUAUUACAGGGAGUGUAGCAUAAUUUGCAGACAAGUGUGCUUUAUUUAAACAGUUACAGAAGUAACACAGUCAGACAGUUUACUAUGAGGUCUUGUUAGCUUCAUAAGUUCCUAUGGUUUCCUGUGCAGCUGAUUCAUUAAACAAUGGAAAAAUCAGGGAAGUUGGGGGAAUAUCAUAAAGCUGCUAAUGCUGGAACAUAAGGAGAGACUUUUUAAUAAAUUUUGCCCAGCUGUGAUAGCACAAACAUAACCAGAUUUACACAUUUUAUUUAUUAUUUCAACACUUUCAUCAAGACCCCAACCCAACUUCAUUUCAGAACUUAUAUUCCUAUGAUUUUCCCUGAUUAGUUUACUUAGACUUUUGUUUUUGUUUUGCUCUUUUAUCAAUUUCUUUAAUUCUGAACUGAUCCUGAACUACACAUAACUGGUGAUUGGCUCCUUCUGAGCGGCCCGUAUUUAGCUUAGCAUCAGCAGUACAUUGCUCAUCCAGAGCUAAAUGUAACGAUAUGUGUAAUUGUUUAUUUAUAUGACAGCAAUAGGGCAGUAAUACAAUGGUGUAGCACAUUUUAGUAUUGCUUCUUAUGUUGCUUUAAAUGACCUUAUGGUGUCAGAGACAGUGCUGAAAGUGCACAAAACGCAUAGUAUAUGUUAAACAAGUCCUGAAACUCUGUUAGUCAUACAGGGGCAGCUUAAUUUAAAUGAACAAAAGAAAAAAGCACACAAGUCUUUGUAACGGUCACUACACACAAUGUAGAUCUGCUCUAAAGCACUGGUUUUCAAACCUGUCCUCUGGCCUCCCAAAGGUCCAGGUUUUCUGGAUAACCUUGGAAGAGAUCAGGUAAAUAACCAUGUUUGCUAAUAAGCUGAUUAUUGCACCUGUGCUCCAGUUCAGAUUACCUCAAAAUGUAGCCUGUUAGGGAAGCCUGAGGAGAGGUUUGAAAACCAGUGCUCUAAAGCAAGGAGUGAUUAGUGGUAAAUAUAUGUAGAGGCACCUCAGUCUUUUGUUUUGCACUCAUAUGGGGCUGGUUGAGCUGUGAUGGAGAAUGAAAAUGUCUCUUCACUUUAGCUGUACAUUCACACCUAGCCACACCCUGGACCACACAGCCAUCUUGUCAUUUCAUAUAGCCCCCCCCCCCACCAGACCACUUGCAACUCCACCUCUUAAUGUACCCUUCAUGAGAACACCGGCAACUCCACCUCUUAAUGUCCCCCUCAUGAGAACACCUGCAACUCCACCUUUAAUGUACCCCUCAUGAGAACACCUGCAACUCCACCUCUUAAUGUCCCCCUCAUGAGAACACCUGCAACUCCACCUUUAAUGUACCCCUCAUGAGAACACCUGCAACUCCACCUCUUAAUGUCCCCCCCUCAUUAAAAUACCUGCAAUGCGGCCUCUUAAUGUCUCCCUCAUGAGAACACCUGAAACUCCACCUCUUAAUGUCCCCUAAUGAGAACACCUGCAACUCCACAUCUUAAUUUUCCUCUUAUGAGAACACCGGCAACUCCACCUUUUAAUGUCCCCCCCCCCUCAUGAGAACACCUGCAACUCCACCUCUUAAUGUCCCCCCCCUCAUGAGAACACCUGCAACUCCACCUCUUAAUGUACCCCUCAUGAGAACACCUGAAACUCCACCUCUUAAUGUCCCCUAAUGAGAACACCUGCAACUCCACAUCUUAAUUUUCCUCUCAGGAGAACACCAGGAACUCCACCUCUUAAUGUCCCGCUCAUGAGAAAACCUGCAACUUCCACAUGAGAACACCUGCAACUCCACCUCUUAAUUUUCUCCUCAUAAAAACUUCUGCAACUGCACCUCUUCAUUUUCCCCUCAUAAGAACACCAGCAAAUCCAUCUGCUUUGACCCCCUCACAAGAACACCUGCAAGUCCACCAGCUCUGACUCCUUCCCCCCCAACAGAACACCUCUAACUCCACCUCCUCUUACUGCAACCUUACCAGAACUACUGUAGUGUCACCUCCACUAACUCUUACUCCCCUCACCAGAACACCUGCAAAUCCCUUUCACCUGCUCCUAUUGUCCCAACAAGAACAUCUAUUCGUACUCCUCCUACGUACAACUCCACUAGCUCUGAUUCCCCUCCACCAAACCACCUGCUCUCAGUUCCCCCUCACGAGAACUCAACAUUCUUUUACUCCCCUUACUCACCAGAACACUUGCAACUCCACUGAUUUUCAGCCUCACUAGAACACAUGCAAGUCUGCUACAGCCUCCCUAACCUAGGCCCCAGCUUUCUGGCCCCUGCACACAGCUUUGCAGGAUAGGUGCUUGCACCCCACCAAUUAUUUUCUGGAACCACCACUGGGUAUGUUGUAUACCGGUAUGCUGACCCAAACGUAUCACCUCAGUGUACUGUUCUUAUAUGUCAACACCCAUAAAGAAAGCCACUUUAAACACUGUAGGUUUGAUAUAAGCAAGACAUAUUGUUGAGUAACCCAAGCAAAAAUCCAGAUCAUCAUAUCAGCUCCACACCUUGGCCAAUAAGGAGAAUGCUGCAAUACAAAACCUUAUUUAAUGCACUGCAGAUAAAACAUGUAUUACAAAUCUCUUCUGUCAAUGGUGCUAUCAUGAAAUACAUGCAAACCUUUACAAUAUACAAAAUAUGCUUAUUUUAACAUUAUAUAUGGUUUAUUAAAAUUAUGUACAGUCAGUUCAUUACUGAUACUGUUUUUUUUUAUUGUUUUUGUGCACAUAUGAAACAUUUACUCUCAAUGACCAAUUCAAUUAUUUUAGAGCACUGGUUUUAGGCCAGGUUUUAAGGAUUACCAUGGAUGAGAGCAGGUAGAAUAACCAUGGUUACUAAUCAGCUGAUUAUUUCACUUGUGCUCUAAUUCAGAUAUCCUCAAAAUCUAGCUUGUUGUGAUCUAGAGGAUGGUUACAGCAACUGACAAACAUAUACUAAACAAAUACAUAAAAAAAAACAUGGCAAAUGCUAAUAAUCAGCAUGUUCUGCUAGCACAUACUGCUUUAUUAUGCGCUCAGUAUUGGUGAAUAUAGACUAUUUAUCAAAUAACAAAUGGCAAAUGUACACAGUGAAGAAAAAUGGCUUGUGGGAAAUAAUAUGCUCUGUGCUUUUUAAUAUCGCUGAAGACUCAUUUUAAUGACACAAAGACUAAUUCAUAAAAUGUCAUUAUAGCAAUAUACACACAGUAUUACACUAUUACAUGUAUAUAGAUUUUUAUUAUAGGGAUUUUGUACUUGUUAGCAGUUAUAUUUUUAUAAACCAUACAUUUACAAUACAAAACCCUGUAGAAUUAUUACUUUAUUCUAGAUACUAAUUUUAGAUUUCUAUAAAUGGCAGUACAUAUACAUUCCGUUCAACUAACGUUCCAUAACAGAUGAAAACACUCAUUCUUGUAAUACUGUAAUAGGAACAGUACUUAAUUUAAAAUGUAAACUCCACUUUUAAAUGAUUUCAAAUAAAAAUUGUUUACAUGCUUUUCUAA